AUGACGAACAAGAGAGAUGACGGUGGUCCGACGAGCCAGGGCCACCGGAUAGGUGGUGUUAUUGACCGGAGCAGUCGUGUGGGUAAGGAGCAGAAGUUAGCCAUGGAGAUGGCUGUUCAUGAUUUUCAUGAUGAUGAUCAGAUGUCAACAAGUUCUUAUAAACUGGUUUUGCACCUCGUGGAUUCAUAUGGGAACUCAGCACAAGCGCUUUCUGCUGCAAUUGACCUCAUCGACCGCAAAGAAGCAGAAGCCAUAGUUGGACCAUUGAGCUUGCAUGAAGCGUCUGUGGUCUGUGAAUUGAACAAUGUCACCAAGGACAUCCCCAUCAUCUCCAUUGCUCCAACAGCCAUAUCUCCACCACUUCUGCCACCACAACCACCAUUUUUCAUCCAGAUGAGUAACGAUGUCGCCACACACAUGCAUUGCAUCGCCGCCAUUGUCGGUCACUUCGGGUGGCGAAAGGUGACAGCAAUAUAUGAACAAAGCACCAGACUCUCCACCGACUCUGGCCUCAUCAUUCACCUCUCCGAUUCACUCCGAGCCGUCGACUCAGUCGUUGAGCGCCACAUAGGUAUCCCUCCUAUAUCUUCUCUUACAAACCCAAGACUCUUUAUUGAAGAAGAGCUGAAGAAGCUCAGAAGCAAGAGCAAUAGGGUGUUUAUACUCAUACAGUCUUCUUUAGACUUUGCCGCCAUUCUUUUCGAGAAGGCAAAGCAAAUGGGAAUGAUGGGGAAAGGGUACGUAUGGAUUGUUUCAGAUGACAUUGCAAGCCUUCUUGAUUCUGUUGGUCCAUCCGUCAUUUCUAACAUGCAAGGUGUAAUUGGUUUGAAGACCAACUUCAUAGACACUACUGAGUCUUAUAGACAGUUUAGAAUUAGAUUUCGCAGGAAUUUUACGUCAGAACACCCAGAAGAAGAGGAACAUCCAGACCCAAGUAUAUUUGCACUUCGAGCUUAUGAUGCAACAUGGGCCAUUGCUAAAGCCAUGCAAAUUUCUCAAAGAGAGAGAAAACCAAAAGGGUUAGUAAAUCACAUUUUGUCUAGUGAUUUUGAAGGUUUAUCUGGAAGAAUAAGAUUCAAUAAAGGCCGAUUAUCAGAAUUACCAACCUUUAGGAUCAUAAAUGUGAUUGGUAAAAGCUAUAGAGAAGUGGCAUUCUGGUCACUAGUAUUUGGUUUCUCUGAGGACUUCAUCAAACAGGAUGAAAUGAAGAAGAGAAUUGGCAAUGGUUUAGUUGGAGACUUGGAUUCAAUUUAUUGGCCAGGCCGUGAGCGAACGGUGCCAAAGGGAUGGAGUUUAGGUGAGGGAGAGACACGGUUGAAGAUCGGCGUUCCGGCGAGGGGUGCUUUCACCCAGUUUGUGAAUGUUUGGUAUGAUCCAAGUAGGAAUAAAACGAAGGUGACCGGAUUUUCAAUUGAAGUUUUUAAAGCUGCUGUGAAGAGGCUACGUUAUGACUUGUCAUAUGUGUUCGUUCCCUGGAAUGGCUCGUAUGAUGAAAUGGUAGCUGAAGUUCAUAAAAAGGCUCAAAUGGUCCAGAUGUUUGACUAG
Molecule: messenger RNA, 1545 nt
Organism: Ilex paraguariensis (yerba mate)
Lineage: Eukaryota; Viridiplantae; Streptophyta; Magnoliopsida; Aquifoliales; Aquifoliaceae
Source: the annotation of a GenBank genome assembly